CUUCAAGUUGGCCACCCGUGCUGGAUCGCCUACAGGUAGCCUUAAGUUCCUUGACAUACGCUAGCCACAAACUUUCAGCCGGUUACCGGUCCCGAUGGCACUCGAUGCCGGUCUCCGCAUCCGCUCCGAAGGCCUGGGCCUCGGGCGCCUCGACGCCAACCCGCCCGGCUCCAACGAUGCGGCCAGCCGCUUCCUGCAAGAAAACCACGAAAAAUGGCACAUGUUCUUUCGCGUCCAGGCCGGCCACAACCAUAUUCCGCAUGCAAUCCUCAGCACCUUGGCCAUGGGGGGUAGCCCGGAGAACGUGCAAAGGGCGUACGAUGACGGCAAGGUCAUCCAGCGUCCCAUGCCGCCAGUGGACCCCGAUGUCGUCAAGGAGAUGAGCGACGCGGCCAAGUUCCGGGCGCACAUGCAGGUGCUGGACGAGUACCCCAACUACCUGGCAUUCUUCAAGCAAGAGAUCGCAAAUAAGGGGGGAAACUGGCAGGCGGUCGUGACGGACUUCUGCUUCAGCCGGACCCCGCUCGCCGACUUUAUGCUGGCGCAGCUCUUCGAGGGCCUGUACCAUCCCUUCAUCCACCUAGGCUUUGGCAUCGAGUUCGAGCUGUCCAGCCUCGUGGCCGAGGGCCUCGCACAGGCGGCGAGCCACGACCCGACGCACCUCGACGCCUUCUUCCAACGAGCCGAGGCACUGGCGGCGGAAACAGACCCAGCACAACCGCGCACGCCGCUCCUUAAGCUGUACCGCGAAGCGCACGCCAACCGCACCAUCGCCACCGCGGCGCGUGUGUCCGACGGGCCGUGGAGGGUGCGCGAUGGCGUGCUGGGCCGAGCGCGCGAGGAGAUGGCCCGUUUGGCCGCGCAGUUCCGAGUCAGACCCACGGACGAGGACGUGGAGCGAGCGACUGCUGAGAUGAUCAGCUGUGCGGCGUGGAUGUGCGCGUCGGCGCACAAGCCGGGCAAGGCCCGCAAGUUGGACUUCUUCCUGAUGCACUGCGUCACUAGCUCGCUCUUUUGUACCGCGCUGGGCCGCCAGCCGUGGAUCAGCAUCGCCGACAAGGCGCGUCUGGUCGAGUGGAAGACCCGGCUCGACCUGGUUUGGUACGCUGCCUGCGGCGCGCCCGAGCUGCAUGGGACAAUCCUCGCCGACUACGAACCCGCUGCUAGCAAGGGUAUGGACUGGCGCCAGUUGUAUCACGCGCUCAAUGCCCACCAUGAUGACGGGCAUGUUGCCAAGUUUGUGCGCGCCAUCAAGAAUGGCGAGCAGAUUGCCGCCCCGUUUGAGAACGAACCUGGUGCUGAACACACGUUCCCGGUCAGGGGGGACGCAUGGCUCAAGGUGGCGCAGAUAUGCUUCGACUCGACCACCCCGUUUGACACCAUAGAGAAGAAGUGGGUUUGGGGCGUUGGGUUUGACGCUAUGUGGAAUGAGGUCCCGGACUUUGUGACGGCCGAUAUGAAUAAGUGAGGGGGGUGUUUGGCCGCGAUUUGGGUUUGUGACAGCGAUUCUAUACUUAACAAUGUUACUUUACU
Messenger RNA from Canariomyces notabilis, 1533 nucleotides. RefSeq lists its product as uncharacterized. NCBI's taxonomy places the organism in Eukaryota, Fungi, Ascomycota, Sordariomycetes, Sordariales, Chaetomiaceae. The transcript has a single exon. The record is from RefSeq and is a predicted model, not a curated record. The coding region runs from base 95 to 1468 and encodes 457 amino acids. Gene Ontology annotation, molecular function: oxidoreductase activity.